Opisthocomus hoazin is the source of this 1146-nucleotide messenger RNA. RefSeq names its product beaded filament structural protein 2 (gene BFSP2). The record is from RefSeq and is a predicted model, not a curated record. NCBI's taxonomy places the organism in Eukaryota, Metazoa, Chordata, Aves, Opisthocomiformes, Opisthocomidae. Gene Ontology annotation, molecular function: structural molecule activity. Gene Ontology annotation, biological process: intermediate filament organization. Gene Ontology annotation, cellular component: cytoskeleton; intermediate filament.
AUGUCUAGAUACCUGCGGGUAGCCCUGGGCAUCAGCAGCGUCUUCCUCCAGGGUCUGCGCAGCUCCUCCGCCGCCGUGCCCCUGGCCGCAAGGCUGGAGAAGGGCAAGGGUCUCUCCUACGAGAGCCUGAACAGCUGCUUGGUGGAGUACAUCGAGAAGGUGCGAGCUCUCGAGCAGGUCAACCAGGAGCUGGAGGAGCACAUCAGGGUCUACCUGGACAAGAAAGCGGCCAGUGUGAGCAGCUGGGGAGCGCUGCGGGAGAGCUGGGAGGCGACCUACCGUCAGGUGGGUGAAGCAGUCCUUGAAAAUGCUCGUCUUAUGCUGCACACUGAGAACAUUCAAGCCUGUGCUGAAGACUUUAAAGACAGGUAUGAAAAUGAACAACCAUUCAGAAAGGCAGUGGAAGAUGAAAUUAAUUCCCUAUAUAAAGUGAUUGACGAUGCUCAUUUAACUAAAAUGGAUCUGGAGAGUCAGAUAGAGAGCAUGAAAGAAGAACUAACUUUGCUGUCAAAGACACAUGAAGAAGAUGUGAAGGUGUUGUACAAGCAGCUUGCUGGAUCUCAGCUGGAAGACCUUGAUGUUCCCCUGGGAACUGGCCUGGACGACAUACUGGAAAAAAUCAGAAUCCACUGGGAGAGAGACAUUGAAAAGAAUCGUGCUGAGACAGGUGCUGUGCUCCGUACCAAGCAACAGGCUGAAGCGAUGGCUGCCGUGCGAACCCAGGAGGAAGAGCUGGUGGAGGGCCUCAGAACUGAGUUCCAUGAAACUGCCUGCAAAAUACAGAGCCUGCAAGCAGAAACUGAAUCUUUGAGAACCUUGAAGAGGGGUCUGGAGAACUCUUUAUACGAUGCCAAGCACUGGCAUGACAUCGAACUGCAGAACCUAGGCUCUGUCAUUUCCAAGCUGGAGGCAGAGAUGGGAGAAAUCAAAGGAGAAACCGAGCAGCAGCAGCGGGAUCGUGAAAAUCUUCUGACCAGCAAACAACAGCUGGAGAAAGACAUUGCUGCAUACCACUGCCUUCUGGAUGAAGAACAAAGCAGGUACUUGUCAUUAAAAGCAACUGAUUACGAAACUCCCAGCCCACAGAAGACCAUUGCCAUUAAAGCAAACGAAGAUGUCACUGCCAACUAUGUCCGUGGAAGCUAA